GAUAUUGCUUUAAACAUUGCUUAUGAAAGCAACACAGUUUCUGCAUGUUCUCCAUUGAUUUUGCAAUUCCCUCGAGGGAGAACACUGGCUUUGAGAAUAUUGAAUUUCCUGUACUUUUGGGACAACCCAGAACGGCUGUCACUGUUGAAGAGUUUACAGGUUUCCAUAAAAGGAAAUAAAAUGUCUUCUCAUAUAGAUUAUUCAUUCAAGACAUAUUUUGAAAACUUACAGCCACCAGCUAUAGAUAAGGACUACACAUGUGCUUUUGAACAUAUAAAAGAUUGGAAGAAAACAUUUACUGAAAAUGAGGAGAUCAUCAGUAAAAAUGUAAAUAUCCGACCCAGGGCCCCCCCAGACAUCAGGGAAGGGUACUGGAAACUGUCACCCAAGCCACACAAGAUCCCUAGGUUGGAAGUUGCAGUGGCUAACAUGGGCCAGCAGACCAAGCACUGCACUGGGUCCUAAUGGAAGUUUUCUCAGCUUCACAGAAUAUUGAGCUCUGCUUGUCCAACAGCAGUGGCUUUCUUGAAAGCAUCCGCCCAGCUCUGGAGCUGAAUAAGACCUCUGUCACCAAGUGCUCCAUGUGCAGGCUGGAGCUCAGCACAGCAGAACAGGAGCUGCUUCUCACCCUGCCUGCCAUGCAGUCUCUUGAGUUCGAGGGGAUGCACCAUCUACCAGAUCAUCUCUUUGCUAAAUUGGACAAGUUUCCCAGCCUCAAAGAACUGUCUGUGAGACUAGAUGGCAAAGCAGAUGUGCUUUCAGUCCUUCCUGGAGAUUUCCCAAACCUCCACCACAUGGAGAAAUUAUCCAUCUGAACUUCCACAGAGUCUGACCUCUCCA
Meriones unguiculatus (Mongolian gerbil) is the source of this 840-nucleotide messenger RNA. RefSeq names its product baculoviral IAP repeat-containing protein 1a-like. The record is from RefSeq and is a predicted model, not a curated record. Bases 465 to 815 code for a protein of 116 amino acids. The transcript is spliced from 2 exons. Gene Ontology annotation, molecular function: ATP binding; cysteine-type endopeptidase inhibitor activity involved in apoptotic process. Lineage: Eukaryota; Metazoa; Chordata; Mammalia; Rodentia; Muridae. Gene Ontology annotation, biological process: defense response to bacterium; pyroptotic inflammatory response; inflammatory response. Gene Ontology annotation, cellular component: IPAF inflammasome complex.